Aspergillus welwitschiae is the source of this 1429-nucleotide messenger RNA. RefSeq lists its product as uncharacterized. The transcript has 2 exons. NCBI's taxonomy places the organism in Eukaryota, Fungi, Ascomycota, Eurotiomycetes, Eurotiales, Aspergillaceae. The coding region runs from base 668 to 1027 and encodes 119 amino acids. The record is from RefSeq and is a predicted model, not a curated record.
GGGAAGAAAACGGACCAACAGGUGGGAAGGAAGAAGAAGUGGUGGUGUCACUUGAUCGCUUCGGCGGCCGGAAGAGCGGAAGUGCGCCCCUUCAGCCGGUAAGCGAGACGAGGUGUGGUGCAGAGCACACCGGAGGAAAUUGGGCGUGCAGCAGCAAUGUGUUUUAUCAAUCUAUGCCACGAAGCAGACAGAAGGAUGGGCAGGGAACGAACAAGGUCGGGAAGAGGAAUGGACGAAGGUAAGGCAAAAUGAAAACAAGAGGGCGACCGAGGGAAGAAGAGGGGGAAAGAAGGCCGGGAAAAAGGCGAUCGGAUCAGAUUAGAUUAUCGUGCGCGCUCACCGACUUCGGAGUUACGGUGGGACGUUCCUCGCCCCCGUCUAUUAUUCGCCAGUCCCGCGCCAGCCCGACGGUUAUCAAUCACCCAGCUCGGACUUGCUUGGGGUUAGGGUAUACGUUAUCCACCUAUUCUCUCCCCCCAGGAGUAAUCUUGUACGCCGGGAUUGCGUCGUUGGCCAUUAGUUGAUUCUAAGCAGGGCUUGACCUUCAGCCUUAUAUAAACCGCGAAGUCUGCUCUGCUGCCUACCGACAAUACUUUGAACUACAUCUUCUACACAUCAGCAUGGCCGAGUCUCCGAAGAGUUUUGAGAUAGUAGUCGUGAGUCAAUCAUGACACUCUACACUCCCCAUCCCACGGGACUCGAAAUUCUCUCACCCUCCCAAGGCCGCACAUGUGGGUACAGGCCUUCUUCCCGUCCAACCUCUGUUUGGUGGUUGUUCCCACCCGCGAUGAGCGCGGAUUCCUUGGCAAGACCAUCGUCUCCAGCAGAGAGAAAAACCGACAAGCACAUGGCAAAAGCGGAUGCAAUUAAUAUUUGCCUCAAUUAUGACGAAGCAAGGCUGACACAUAGAAACAUUGACAUUCGGCGUCGAGUCCCCAAUGGCCCAGGAAAUGGAGCCAAUUACCUCCUCCCGGUUGAACGGUUUUCCAGUCACGGAGACCCUUCAGGAAUUCUUCUCCCUUUUUGACCAGACCGGACCAGACAAGACCCAUCCCACCCCCAACCCGUCUGCACCUGGGUUUUGGUUCAUGAUGGCUGGCAUUAUUCGGUACCACUGCUCCCUCCGUCGUCUGAUCUUAUCAGAUUACGCUAUCCCCUUUCGGGAAAUCCGAACCAUGCGUGUCGUAAUGCACGAACCAAAACCUGUCGACGAUCAGUCGAGGAAAUCCGCCUUCUUAGCCGGGUUCAGUCUAGUGGGAUGGGUAUGGUGAAAACUCUUCCUGGUUACUUGCCUGCGUUAUUACCAGCAAUUGGAGAACUCAUGGUUGAAGUCUCUUAUUGUAAGUGUUUCAAAUGCCGAUGAACGGAAUCCCUUGGAGGCGAAUACGGCCCGAUUCUGGAUGGCUGUCGUUGAACGCGGCAGACCGAC